AUUAACAAUUCAAAAAAUAGUUACGACGUCGUAUGCUCACUCUUAAAACCCUGAACUAAAAAUGGAGCUUUACGACGUCGUAUGGUGAAAGGGCUUUUCUUCCAACUAGGGUUUUAUGGUAGGGUGUGGAGGGAAAACAGAAGAAAAAAGGCUGCUUUUUUCAGUAAGUUCAGUUAUGGAGUGAAGUUUUGCGAUCGCUAUCUCUCAGUUUCAAUGAGAAUCAAAAAUCAAUUCAAUUUGAAAUAAAAAUUGUUUGUGCAUUGCUAAUCUCAUGCAAUCUGAAUAAACCCUAAAAAACCACUCGCCGUAACAGUUAUAAUCACUCUGUUACAACUAAAAUCCCAUCCGCCACGUUAUCACAGGCAACCAACCACUCAGGCCGACAACAACCACCUCCGCGGCGGCGGCGAUUUAACGAACCAAGAGUGCCGGCAGAAGAGCUUCUUCAACGGAUUGCCCACAAGCCGAGGCGGCGGCGUUUCUCAAUCAAAUUGGGUUGCCGACAAAAGGGAUUUCUGUGUCUAGGUUAGCAACCGGCAUAGACGUGAAACCAUUCGAACGAGCUUGAUGUCUGUAAAUUUGGUUCUAAAAUAUAUAUAGAUGGGAUAUUAUAGUGUUUUGUUAUAAAAGGGCGAUUCUGAAAAGAUAAUUCUUGCAUGUAAUGUAUUCUUGCACCCACUAUUUAUCACCCCUGAGAAAAAGAUUGUUUUCUCUCUCGCACUCAGUGACAGUUUCCACUUCUUGUUCCGCUGCCCAACAUGCCGACUUUUCGUCAGACGAUAAUGCAGUACCGGAGUUGUGUACUUACAGUGAGCUGCGGCAGAGAAUGCAGAAUCAUGCGACCUCAGGUAGCAUUAAAAAAGCCCUUGAGACUUUGUAUUUCAUGAGGAAUAAUGUUUUGGGGAAGCCUACUGUUUACGACUACAAUUCGAUGAUUAGGUGUUACUUCAAGUCGGAAAAUGUGGCGAUCGAUGAGUUGUUUGAGGUUUAUAAUCGGAUGAAAAGAUUCGGCCCAACCCCAAAUUUGUUGACUUAUAUGACACUCUUGAAUGGGACACUUUCCGUUGGUCGGUUUAAGGAUGCGAUUUGGAUUACAGAUGAAAUGAUGAAGAACGAGUUUUUGCCUUCCUAUUCGAUUCUGUCGAAAUUGUUCAAGAAGGUUUUGAAAGCAGGAAGUGUAGUGGAUGCCGCUGAUGUGUUUGAUAUUAUGCUGAGUUCUAACUUCACUCCGAGUCAAUGUGAUGUAAGCACCUUGAUCCAAGGUCUUUGUAAAGUUGGGAUGGUUCAAAAGGCGUACUCUGUUUUUGCAGCACUUUCAGGGAGGGGAUUCUUUUGCACAGGGUGUAUUUACAAUCCGAUACUAUGGGCGUUAUGUAAGUCGGAGCAGAUUUAUGCUGCAUUGGCAUUUUUCGGUUUGUUAGAAAAGAUGGGUUUUGUGCGCUCUGCUUACUCAUAUACUGCUUUGUUAUACGGUUUUAGUAAGGAAAGGCUAUGGGUCGAGGCUUUUCGUUGUUUAGGUGAGAUGGAAAAAGUUGGUUGUAAGCCUAGUCGGAUUGCUUAUACUAUAUAUGUUAAGGCUCUUUGCGAUUACGGGAAUGUUGAUGAGGCUCUAAGCCAUUUGGGAAAGAUGGAAGAGAAAGGAUGCGAUCCUGACUUAGUUACGUAUAAUAUUUUUCUCCGUGCACUUUCUAUUCAUGGUAGGAUACAAGAGGCAUGUGAUCUUGUUAAAGUUAUCUAUCAAAAGGGGCUAUUGCCCGAUAUGUACACUUAUGCCGCAUUGGCUGGAGGCAUGUUGAAAGGGGGCAAUUUGGAGAGUUCCAAUGAGCUAUUGCUCGAUUUUAUUUCGAGGGGCCGCUCUCUAGAUGAUGUCGUUUACAACAUAUAUUUGCAUUCGAAAUGCUGCAGUGGUAAUUCCAGUGAAGCUUUGUCCUUGAUGCAGAGUAUGCUGGAGCAAGAUUUUAGUCCUACUACUGUAUCGUAUAGCACUAUUCUUAGUGGUAAUUGCAGUGGAAAUUUGUCCGUGAUGCAGAGUAUGAUGAAGCAUGGUUUUAGACCUACUAGUGUAUCGUAUAACAUGGUUCUUAAAGGACUGUGCAAAGAGAAAAACAUGGAUGCAGCACUAGAGUUAUUGAACAUUGCCAGGUGGCCUUACAUCGGGCCUGAUUUGGUUUCCUUCAAUACGAUUCUUUCGGCUGCGUGUGAACUUGGAGAUUGGUCCGUUAUUGGGCAGAUUUGGGGGCGGAUGAAGGAAUAUGAAGGAACUAAAUUCGAUAUUGUGAGUUUCACUUGUCUAAUUCAGUAUUUUUCAACAAUCGGGAAAUUCCCGGGUUGCUUGAAGCUUUUGGAAUCCAUGAUGAAUAGUGGUCUUCAACCUAAUACAAUCACUUUAAACUCCUUCCUUGCUGGCAUCUGCAAGUAUCGACAACUUGCAAAUGCGCUGGAAAUUUUCAAGUAUUUCAAAAGUAUCAGGGUUCCACCUAAUACAACCACGUACAAUAUUCUAAUCCGUGCUUCCAUAACGAAAGGCAAAGAUUCGCUUGUAUAUGAGCUCUCUAAGGAUAUGUAUAACCACAAACUUAAGCCAGAUAUCGGCACCCACGGUUGCUCCAUUUAUAGCCUUUGUAAAGAAGGCAAUAUAUUGGGUGCCCUUGACUAUCGAGACCAAAUGCGAAAAGACGGGAUUUCUCCUGAUAUUUAUAUUUAUAACACGAUAAUGAACGCGAUGUUCAAGAGAGGAAUGGUUUCGAAAGUCAAGUUUCUGUUUAAAGACAUGGAGAAUAAUGGAUGCGAGCCCAAUGAAGGUACUUUGCUCAUAUUUAGUGAAGCGAAGAUAAAUAGUUCGAUGAAAUGUUUUCCUAGAGAUGUACAAAAAUAGAGUUUAUCAUCCAUGAUAGCUUGUUAUAUAGAUAGAGAAUGCACAAUGAUUUGAUGAAGUUGUACCCGAUGACAUUUCUCUUCAUCAUGAAGAUUGAAGCCUCCAGAUGCGCCUCGUUUUGGUUGAAACUGCCAGUUAGUGCAGACCGCAACAGGUAAUAAAUCGUCUUUUGCUGCUAUUUUUGUUUUUUCCAUUGUUUAGGUGUUGUUUUCUAAUUUUUUGAUAUGCCACAGACCUGAUGAGUCUGUGAAUUGGAUUUAAUUGCGUGUACACGCAUUGAGUUUAUGCUCGCAUUAUAACUCGUGUGGUUCUGUUUGUGUGCUUGCAGGAAAUUUUCUUACAAAGUUGGCAGUUAGUUGGAUUGUUUGCUGAAAUAUCUUCAAAAGCUUCUUGAGGAUUUGUUAACAACUUAUUACUGAAUCCUAGCUCUGAAAAACAACAAUAAAGAUCAAUUGAAAAGAUCGAGAUGAACAGACAACAACAUGGGGGGGUGUUCUUGCAUCAAUCAGGCGGUCACUUGUACUCCUGAGUCGUACGUUUCUCCGGGUUUCCAUUUUUCAGGGUAAUGAGCAGCUCUCGAAUGGAUGAAACAAUCGAUGCACGUAUCAGCGCUUGUGAGACUUCCAAAGAGGAGAAAAGUUGCUACGAAAGUAUCGAGGAAAAAUCGGAGACGAGUCAUUUUACGAAAGAAGAUGAGUUUGUAUGCAUGAACUGGCUUGUACGUUCCUGUAUUUAUAGCGGGAAAAAAAAAACGGGAAUUGGAUAAGACUUCGGACUUUGACAUUUGACAGAUGCAUGCAUGAAGGAAAAGAAUCGUGCUACAGUCUUUAUCUCCUCGAGUUUGAAGACUUGUUUCGGAAUGUCGAAAUCGUUGACCGUAUUCACAAAUAAUCUUUUUUUUCUUUUAUUAAGAUAGCCAAGUUAGACUGAAUGCAGAGAUUCUGACGAAAUUUUCCCAAGUGUUUGAACAUUUUGGAAUGUAAGAAUUUUCUGCUG
This is a messenger RNA of Erythranthe guttata (spotted monkey flower), 3871 nucleotides long. The record is from RefSeq and is a predicted model, not a curated record. NCBI's taxonomy places the organism in Eukaryota, Viridiplantae, Streptophyta, Magnoliopsida, Lamiales, Phrymaceae.